AUGGUAAAUCCAAAUACAAAAUUUAACAAACAGUAUUCCAGCGAAUCAAAUCUAAGUACUGUAAGUGAAGACGAAAUCAACUUUAAGGAUAACCGUCAGGAAGCUACUUUGUCCAGUGCAGAUAAUUGGAGUCCAACAAGUUUGUCAAAUAGCCCACCUAAGAAUUUGUCAAAUAGCUCACUAAAAAAUGUUAUAACUACUCCAUCGGAACAAUCAGAGAAUUCUAUUGUUGAUGAAAUGCCCAAACAAAAAUUGCCGCAGGAAAGACUACCACGUCAAAUACUAGAGUAUCAUGAAGAAUUAGAAGAUGACGAAUUUGAUAAUCUUGAUGAUGAUGAACAACUUUUUGGGCCAAAUUUUGACGAUUCAAUGGUGCACUUGCAAAACAAUAUUUUCUGCAAAAGAAAGGUCUUACGAUACGCCUUAUCAAGUUCGUCGUAAGCGACCCAUAUUGCGCGCAAACUUCUUGAUGGAGUUUUUAAAAAAGAAGCCCUUCUUAAAUGCACCCUCACUGGUCAACUGGGCCGUGCGCAAAUGAAGUGUCGACAGAAAGUAGUUGAACCUAUGCAUCGACAAGCAAAAAAUGCUAUUAUACAAUACUCAAAAAAAAUUGCUGAAAAAAAGCAUUGGACGGUGAAUUCAACGGAUAAUAUAAAGAAGUCGAUGACUCAGAAAUUAGUCGAGAUAAAAU
This is a messenger RNA of Monomorium pharaonis (pharaoh ant), 691 nucleotides long. RefSeq lists its product as uncharacterized. The record is from RefSeq and is a predicted model, not a curated record. The transcript is spliced from 4 exons. The coding region runs from base 1 to 441 and encodes 146 amino acids. NCBI's taxonomy places the organism in Eukaryota, Metazoa, Arthropoda, Insecta, Hymenoptera, Formicidae.